Molecule: messenger RNA, 1775 nt
Organism: Prunus avium (sweet cherry)
Lineage: Eukaryota; Viridiplantae; Streptophyta; Magnoliopsida; Rosales; Rosaceae
Product: B3 domain-containing transcription factor VRN1
Molecular function (GO): DNA binding
Source: RefSeq, a predicted model, not a curated record
AGUAGAUGUAUUUGUACAAGGUUAGGUUUUUAAAACCGAGUGUUUGACUCUUAAAACCAGGUAAGUGUUUGAGUAGGCCUCUGGCCUGUUGUAGGGUUAAAACUCAGAUCUGAAAGCAGACGCACAAACAGCCUUUCUCAGCCAAUCUCACCCUGCAAAAGUUACACAGUUUCAAUGCCUUUCUUCUAACCCGCAAAAUUUAAUUCUUGCUACAAACCUCAAACCCGAAAAAACCCAACAAAAAAGAAAAAAAUGAUACGCCCUUGUUUUCACAAGCUGAUUCUUUCCUCUACUCUCCAAGCCAAACAGCUGAUGAUUCCAGAAAAUUUUGUCAAAAAAUUCAGAGACGAUCUAUCCACCGUUGCUACACUGAGUGUUCCAGAUGGUAAUGUUUGGCGUGUAGGAAUAAAGAAGGCUGACAACAAGUUUUGGUUUCAUGAUGGCUGGCAGGAAUUCAUUGAACGUUAUACAAUCCGUGUCGGAUACUUUUUAACCUUCCGAUAUGAAGGACAUUCGUCUUUCACUGUUCAUAUAUUCAAUUUGACCGCUGCUGAGAUUAACUAUCAACCUAAUGCUCUCAGUAGUACUGGAGGGUCUGUUUACAGACAUCAAGUAUUUGAAGAAAUGGAAGACGAUGACUCUGUCGAAAUCUUGGGUUCCUCCCCUAAAUCUAUUGUUACUGAUUCAUUGAGAGACAAGCUCUUUGGUGACUGUGCAAAUCAACUGAUCCCUGGGAAAGAUUAUAAUCCUCCAGCUCUGCAGAAUUUGUUUAAUGGCUCCAAACCUAAGAAUUGUACAAAUUGGCCUGAUGCAGGGAACCUGCAUCCAUCAAAGGGUUCUGGUCUACAAGCAGGUAACCAAUCUAGUCGAGAGAUAGGAGUUCAAUUUAAUGUAACAGAGCUUAAAAAGACUGUGGAUGAAGUUAAAUUGCGUAGUUCAGGUGAAGAUAUACGAAGCAUGAAGAAGACUAUGAGAAAAAAACGAAAACUUGAUCCUACUGUGCAGGAGUCGUCUUCUCAACAUGAAAAAGAAGUUGAAAUCCGCUUUAGAUUUUAUGAAAGUGCAUCUGCAAGGAAGAGAACUGUGACAGCUGAAGAAAGAGAAAGGGCUAUUAAUGCAGCCAAAACGUUUGAGCCAGUUAAUCCUUUUUGUAGGGUUGUCCUUCGACCAUCCUACCUAUAUAGGGGUUGCAUAAUGUAUUUGCCAUCCUGCUUUGCCGAAAAGAAUUUAAAUGGAGUUUCGGGAUUCAUCAAACUUCAAUCCUCUGAUGGUAGACAGUGGCCGGUUCGAUGCCUUUACAGAGGAGGUAGAGCAAAAUUAAGCCAGGGAUGGUAUGAGUUUACGCUGGAGAACAAUUUGGGAGAGGGUGAUGUUUGUGUCUUUGAGUUGCUCAAGAUGAAGGAGGUUGUGCUGAAAGUUACUGUAUUUUGUGUUGUCGAAGCUGCAGGAUUUGUGAACCAACCUCCACAGCAAAAUGCCAGCCAAGCUAAAAUGAUUAGAAAUUAGCGGCUACCUGGCUGGUAAAUUUGGAUGUCUAAACUGUAUCAAAGAAUCUCCUCUUUGGGUAGUGAUCUGAUUUGUUCAUGUGGACUUAGUGGAACUUUGCAGGAUGACAUAGUGGAAACUUUUUUCAUUGUUUAGGAGUUUCAAUACAAAUUUUUGUGUCUUGACUAGCACUGUAAAUAGAUUGUGCAAUACUAGGAUCCUAAUCUUCUCAAUUUUCUUUUUCAUGGUGUUGUUAACUUUUGUUCAAUGCAUUUGUUUGUGCUCGACCA